GGUGCUUCGCUGCUGAUCUCCAGGCAGCUGCGAGGGACUGGGUGAUGCUGUGUGGGAGAGGACACGGGGCGUGAGUCCUGCUCCACGGGUGACUCGGGUGGCGGAGCCCGGUACCAGCCCAGCGGCUCUCCCAGCUCUGGCGCUCUCCUGGGUGCGAAUUAACAUAGGAUAGAUUGGUAGAAAAUGGCUGGCACUUUUUCUGGAUAAACCACUGCAACUCUCCCUGGAAGUCAUCACCAGGUGCAUUUUGAAUAGUGUCUGAGACGAACUCAACCCAGAAGAGCAAAAUGAUCCUCAAUUCUUCUACUGAAGAUGGAAUUAAAAGAAUCCAAGACGACUGCCCCAAGGCCGGCAGGCACAAUUACAUAUUUGUCAUGAUUCCUACCCUCUACAGCAUCAUCUUUGUGGUGGGAAUAUUUGGAAACAGCUUGGUGGUGAUUGUCAUUUAUUUCUACAUGAAGCUGAAGACUGUGGCUAGUGUUUUUCUUCUGAAUCUAGCUCUGGCGGACUUAUGCUUUUUGCUGACUUUGCCACUGUGGGCUGUCUAUACAGCUAUGGAAUACCGCUGGCCCUUUGGCAAUCACCUAUGUAAGAUUGCUUCAGCCAGUGUCAGUUUCAACCUCUAUGCCAGUGUGUUCCUGCUCACCAGUCUCAGCAUUGAUCGCUACCUGGCCAUUGUCCACCCAAUGAAGUCUCGCCUCCGACGCACAAUGCUGGUGGCCAAAGUUACCUGCAUCAUCAUUUGGUUGAUGGCUGGCUUGGCCAGUUUGCCAGCUAUUAUCCACAGAAAUGUGUAUUUCAUCGAGAACACCAACAUCACAGUUUGUGCUUUCCAUUAUGAAUCUCAGAACUCAACCCUCCCCAUUGGGCUGGGCCUGACCAAGAAUAUUCUGGGCUUCAUGUUCCCUUUUCUGAUCAUCCUCACCAGCUAUACUCUUAUUUGGAAAGCCCUAAAGAAGGCUUAUGAAAUUCAGAAGAACAAGCCAAGAAACGAUGACAUCUUUAGGAUAAUUAUGGCGAUCGUGCUUUUCUUUUUCUUUUCCUGGGUUCCCCACCAAAUCUUCACUUUUCUGGAUGUCCUGAUUCAGCUGGGGGUCAUCCGCGACUGUAAAAUCGCCGACAUCGUGGACACUGCCAUGCCCAUCACUAUCUGCAUAGCUUAUUUUAACAACUGCCUGAACCCUCUGUUUUAUGGCUUUCUGGGGAAAAAGUUUAAGAAAUAUUUUCUCCAGCUUCUGAAAUACAUUCCCCCAAAGGCCAAGUCCCACUCAAGCCUGUCUACAAAAAUGAGCACACUUUCCUACCGCCCUUCGGAUAACAUGAGCUCAUCGGCCAAAAAGCCUGCGUCUUGUUUUGAGGUGGAGUGACAGGUCCAAAGUCUGCUGGUGAAGUAGUGUCCUGACAGAAGCCAGGGCAGCAUCCUACUAGACGGCACACUACCAAAGGAACAUUCACCCCUGCAUAGGAGCUAAGCAGAAAGUGCGUUCCAUGGACCGUAGAUGUUUUCUAAAACUCUGAGAGAAAGCUUUGACAAGCUCCCAAGCAAAGCCACUCCUUGCCACGUCUUUCGUUAUUAGAUGAUGGCUGCCCAAAGGAAGACUCAGGAGCUGGAUAGAUUUGUGGAUUAGGAAAACAUUUACUGGCAGAAAUGCACUCUCCUCAGUCUCCUCUUGCUAUGUUCCUUUUGAUUUCCACAUGAAGGUAUGUAGAACAUGUUAAAUAUUUAGACAAGCAACAAGAGGCAGGAAGAGGUCAAGAUAAUUUGUUCUGUUCAAUUUGUAAAGACAAGAAACCUUUUUUGUCUCUCUAGUGGUUAGUAAUGGCGACCCACUUGUCCCUGUUACUACAUAUAUUGUGCAAAGAUUUGCUAAGCUGUAGUCAUUGGGUUUCAGGACCCCUUUGUACAAUUCGGCCCGUGUGUUACAAAUGCCCACUGUCCCCAAACAGUGCCAACUAGUGGUGUAUUUAUGUAGCAGUGUUACCAAAGUCACACAUCAAAGUCAAACUGCUUGUAAUAACUGUGACUUCCUAGGUACAUCAGCUUCAUUUCACAUUUGAGAAUUGUAUACAGUUGGUGGUAAAUAGACUAUAUAUCGUAAAAUCUGUCUUGCUCUCUAAAAAAGUAUCUAUUCUCUACACAUAUGUAUAUCUAUAUCUCUGAACUGUCAUUUGAUGAAAAUCUGUCGAUGUUAUGUUUACCACACAAUAAAGUAAUUUUAUUGUAAAGUA
Messenger RNA from Mesocricetus auratus (golden hamster), 2229 nucleotides. Its product is annotated as type-1A angiotensin II receptor. Gene Ontology annotation, cellular component: membrane. Lineage: Eukaryota; Metazoa; Chordata; Mammalia; Rodentia; Cricetidae. Gene Ontology annotation, biological process: immune response; regulation of vasoconstriction; G protein-coupled receptor signaling pathway. Bases 288 to 1367 code for a protein of 359 amino acids. The record is from RefSeq and is a predicted model, not a curated record. Gene Ontology annotation, molecular function: angiotensin type II receptor activity. The transcript has 3 exons.